AAAGGACCCAGUGAAGCGGAGGAAGAGGAAGGUGGAGAGAGAGAGAGAGGAUGAGGAUGGUGCGGUGCCCGUACUGCCCAGGGAUGCAGGGCCGGUGCGCCGCCACGGCGGCGGGGCGGUGGGUGACGGAGUGCUGCUCGUGCGGGCGCGUGGUGGAGGAACGCCACCUCCACUCUCAUCCACUCUUCCUUCUCCGCGCCCUCGACAACCCCCUCCCCCUCGUCACCCCAGACCUCCUCUUCUCUUCUCUUUCUCCGACGACGACCGAAAGAGAAAAAGAAGGAGAACAACAACAGCAGCAAAACAAUAAAGAAGGAAAAGAACCACAGGACGAUGACGAUCCCUUCCACCCCACGGGAUUCAUCACCGCCUUCUCCACCUGGUCACUCGAGCCCGCCCCCGUCUUCGCCCGCUCCGCCUCCUCCUUCGCCGGCCACCUCGCCGAGCUCGAGCGCGCCCUCGACUGCUCCUCCUCCUCCUCCUCCUCUUCCGGUGACCCCUCCGGUGGCCCACUCGUCUCCGUCGACCAUCUCCGCGCCUACCUCCAGAUCCUGGACGUGGCGUCCCUCCUGAAGCUGGACCACGACAUCGCCGACCACGCAUUCCAGCUCUUCCGCGACUGCUCCUCCGCCACCUGUCUUCGCAACCGCAGCGUCGAGGCGCUCGCCACCGCCGCCCUCGUCCAGGCCAUCCGCGAGGCUCAGGAGCCCAGAACCCUCCAGGAAAUCUCUACUGCAAGCAACCUUCCUCAAAAGGAGAUCGGGAAGUACAUCAAAAUACUUGGUGAAGCUUUAAAACUGAGCCAACCCAUUAACAGCAAUUCAAUAUCAGUUCACAUGCCUAGGUUUUGCAUGCUCCUCCAGCUUAAUAAAUCUGCUCGGGAACUUGCUGCUCAUAUUGGAGAAGUUGUUAUCAAUAAAUGUUUUUGUACACGUCGGAACCCAAUCAGUAUUUCUGCUGCUGCUAUCUACCUGGCAUGUCAGCUAGAAGACAAACGUAAGACGCAGGCUGAGAUAUGCAAAGUGACAGGUCUCACAGAGGUUACCCUUCGUAAAGUCUACAAAGAGUUAUUGGAGAAUUGGGAUGAUCUGCUUCCACCCAAUUACACUCCAGCUGUCCCUCCUGAGAAGGCUUUUCCUAUGACUGCCAUCUCCUCAGGCCGUUCAACUCCCAAGGUUGAUAUCAUCGACUUGUUUCAUUUGAGCACACAUCAGGAUAAGGAUAAGCACACGGAAGUCAAAAAACCAGGUAAAGCUUCUGACAUUUUGGAGAUUGAUCCUCCAGUUAUUGUCAAAGAAGAGGUAGAGAAGAAAAGAGACUCUCAUGUCCAGGACCUAAAUCAAGCUGUGUUCUGGCAGCCACAGGCCCCAUUUGGCAUGCCUAUCUCGAAAGUAGAUGGAGAAAAAGAUCAGAAGGGUGAUCAAGGCAUGAAUAUCAGUGACACCAAGUCUCCUUUAUCUGGAUGCGAGCCAAAAGUCAACAGAGACUUUGAACUUGGUAAUCCCACUGGAUGGACGGGUCAAACUUCAGUCAUCUCAUCAUCUAAAAAGUAUUCAAAUCCAUGGCAGUGUAGUGCACCGGUUGCCGCCAGAUCUGCAUAUGCUCAGUUUGUGAAGGAACAGAUGGGCCUUCAUGUUCCCUCUGGGCUUAGGGGGAUUGGAAACCAGAGUAGAGCUGAUGAUGCGGAUGGCCGCAAUGAUAAGGAUAAAUCCUCGAGGAACUAACUUUGCCAGCAUAUGCUGAGAUCAGAUAUACAAAACAUCUGAGUGUUAGCCAUUUUGCCAUAUGGUGAUUACGAAAGUGUGUAGACAUAGUGCUGUAGGUGAAUUUAGCUAAAGCUUACCUAUAAUCAAAAGCAAAUCUGAUCUCGGUUUUAUGAUCAUUGUAGAUUUUGGCUGUUGUUCAUCUUGGGUGAUGAUGCUUGUGUAUGUAGUUAUGUCUUGAAAAGAAUUUCAUGAGUCUUGCAACUUGCUCAUGCUUGUAGUUGUAUGUGCAGGCCAAUGAACUAAUAUCAUGCAUGUGUGGUGCAUAUAUUGUUAUGUACAAUGGAAUGUAAACACUGUGUUGUUGACCUUUUGUAACAGAUGCAUCAGAUUAUAUUACUCAUAAUUGCCACAUUGCUUC
This is a messenger RNA of Elaeis guineensis (African oil palm), 2124 nucleotides long. Its product is annotated as plant-specific TFIIB-related protein 1. Gene Ontology annotation, cellular component: nucleus; transcription preinitiation complex. Gene Ontology annotation, biological process: transcription preinitiation complex assembly; DNA-templated transcription initiation. Gene Ontology annotation, molecular function: TBP-class protein binding. The record is from RefSeq and is a predicted model, not a curated record. Lineage: Eukaryota; Viridiplantae; Streptophyta; Magnoliopsida; Arecales; Arecaceae.